Eleginops maclovinus (Patagonian blennie) is the source of this 1782-nucleotide messenger RNA. RefSeq lists its product as uncharacterized. Lineage: Eukaryota; Metazoa; Chordata; Actinopteri; Perciformes; Eleginopidae. The record is from RefSeq and is a predicted model, not a curated record. The coding region runs from base 412 to 1782 and encodes 456 amino acids. The transcript is spliced from 3 exons.
UGCAUUAGUAACUUAGUAGUUGGUUUUGGAGUUCAAUGUUAUUUCUUGUCCUUUUAAAAGACUGCAUUUUGCACAUACGUACUGCAUGGGAUUACUUUUUUAAAUUUGCCUUUUUAUUGUAUGUAGCAUUGCAUUAAGUAUUUUAUAAAAUAACGUAUAACUUUCAAAUAGUGAUUUUUGAGUACAAAAUACAAAAAUAUGUAUUAAAUUACUUCAAUGAACUGUUUCUGUGGAUAGAUAGACAAUAAGGUCACAGGCAACUAAACUAUAUGACAUUUCCCCAGGGAUCAAUAUCGUGCCAGUUUCUAAAGGACCACGCUCAGCACACGCAGCACCAGUUGAUGGAAAAAUAUUUCAGACCUUUACAUCUUCAUUAAAGACACCGGUGGAGUUAAAGGGCACAAAUCUGAAAUGGGCGACCAUCAACAAAAAGACCACAGGCACGGAAAGACCGCUUCCUCCAAAUCUAAACAAAUGAAGGCCCAUCACCAACAUCAAGGCCAUCGUCAUCACCAAAAGCUCCUUCAGUCGGAUGACAAUGAAAGCCCUGACACCCAAUCAACAGCAGAGGACAGCAUUUUCACUGAUCAUCCGCCCGACCAUCAGCGUGCUGAGGACAAGACUCAUCACCAUCACAAGCACAACCAUCGUCAUGCUUCUCUUUCAGAAUCGUCCUUGAGUUCCUCCUCUGGUUCCUCCUCAUCUUCAUCCUCUUCUUCAUCUUCUUCACCUUCAUCAUCAUCAUCAUCAACAUCUACACCGUCUUCUUCUUCUUCCUCCUCCUCUUCCUUUUCUUCCUCCUCUUCAAAAUCAUCCUCUUCCACUAGCCUUUCCUCUGACACCAGCAGUAAGUGUUCAGAUAGACAUCAAAUUCAGAAGCAUUCACAGUCUUGCACUGACAUUUCCAAGAAGUGUUUUGAAGGAGACGACACAGCCCCUCUGAUAAAUAAAAGAGGUAAUCAAAACAGGCUCUCUGCCAAACAAAGAAAGGAGAAAGACAAGUCCUCUCAGAGUGGCUCCACCCAGGGCACCCUAAAGAAGAAACAGAGGGCUACAAAAGGCUUAGGAAAAGAUGGGAGUUUGCGCAAAGCAAAAUCAAUGGAGGCUCUCAGUAGACCCAAAAAGAGAGACUUGCAUGGAAAAGAAGAUGGAACUGAACAUGAUAGGCACAAAGGUGAAGCUACGACGAAUGUAAUGAAGGAAAAAAAGGAUUUCUCUGCCUUUCUGAAUGAGAUCACUCGACAGGUGCUCAGCCCGAUGAGACUCACCACUCUUGGGGUAACAGAUGCCAAAAAACCAGGACAUGUCUCUGUUAGAUCAAGUAGGGCAGCUAACACUGAGACAAAUAGACAGCCAAGGAGUCGGAUUGUCAGUAGAGGCUCAGUUACCUCCAGCAGGUUCUCCCGUAGCAGCAAGCACUCCGCUCGUCUUUCUCACUCUCAAGACCAUAGACGUCACCGCUCUACAGACUCACCCCUUAACUUGAGUCGCUGCCAAUCACCAUCUAAUGAACACUACCAUCACCGUCACCAUGGAGACCAUCACAGUUCUUGUCAUCAUCAUCACCACCAUGCUAACCGCAACACCCAACGUUAUGACCAUCAUCACAAAACUCCCCAGAAAACAAGGCACCACCAUGGGACCACUACAGCCCAAACCAACACCAUGGAAAGCAUCACAGUGCGACUCUUCAACAUCACCGAGGCAAACAUCGUAGCCCUUCUAGUCAUCAUCACCAUGGCCACCAGCAUGACCAUGCUCAUCACCAUCACCACAGUUUAA